This is a messenger RNA of Orbilia oligospora ATCC 24927, 897 nucleotides long. RefSeq lists its product as uncharacterized. The transcript has 4 exons. Bases 1 to 897 code for a protein of 298 amino acids. Lineage: Eukaryota; Fungi; Ascomycota; Orbiliomycetes; Orbiliales; Orbiliaceae. Gene Ontology annotation, biological process: phospholipid metabolic process. Gene Ontology annotation, molecular function: phosphatidate phosphatase activity. The record is from RefSeq and is a predicted model, not a curated record.
AUGAGACAUCGAACGGGUUCCGGGGACGAGAUCUUACCGACAUCCAAUCACCACGGAGCUGAGCGCCCCGAAAAGAGACAAAGUGGUCUGAUGUCAAAGAUCGCAGAUUUCGUGCGAGAGUUUGGACUAGACUGGGCCACUAUUCUCAUGAUUGGUAUUGUCGCUCUGAUGAUCGAUAAAUACGUUCCAGAUGUCGGUGGAAAGGCGAGGUAUUUUCGUUUGCUUCCUGGAGAAAGCACAUCUCCUCAGAUGGAAGCAUUUGGCCACCCAUAUCGAAAGCAAAUCAUCACAUUCUGGACGAGUGCAGGCCUUGAUGUUGGAAUACCGGCCUUGUUUAUCUCGGUUCUUGAGAUUUUUAAAACCUUGGCUGGAGGGUAUCGACCUAGCUGGUUUGAGAUUUGCAAACCGCAACCGGACGGCCCUGGAGUUGGAUUCGACGGAACUUGGUACAAGUGGACCAUUUGCACGGGGGACCAAGAAAAAAUAAAUUGGGCCUUAGAGAGCUUUCCGAGUGGUCACGUUGCGACUUCAUUUGCUGCCGCGGUGUUUUUAUCACUCUACAUCAAUGCGAAGCUCAAAAUCUUUUCGGAUUACCGUGUUAAUCCCAUCAUAAUGGUUCUGUUUUUAACACCACUGACCCUGGCUGUCCUGAUGGGUGGGGCUAUCUCGGCUGAUAUGUCACAUCAUUCAUACGACAUUGUUGGUGGCGCUAUACUGGGAACCUUUGUGGCUUUUCUAACCUUCAGAAGUUUUUAUGUAUCAAUUUUUGAUCCGAGGACUAAUCACAUCGGGCUGCGGCCAUCACGCCGCUUUCAGCAUAGGCCCGAAGUCGAUUAUUGCGAAUAUCAAACUCGAGCUGGGUUCCCGGUCUUCUCAUACAACUAUCAUAAAGUCUAA